CUGCCGGCACGCAAGCUGCGGAUAGUCUCUGGUGACGAAAAGCAGUACUUCACUCUCGGGGAUGGUACAAGUCUACGGGUAAACAAGAGGAUAGACCGAGAGGGCAUCUGCGGGGCCGUGUCGCCCUGUGUCCUCAGUUUGGAGGCAGUCGUGGAAAACCCUUUCAAUAUAUUUCAUGUAAGCGUUACCAUCCAGGAUAUCAACGACAACGCGCCGCAGUUUGACAGAGAGUUUGUUGCCCUAGAAAUGAUCGAAUCCACGCCUCCUGGGGCCAGGUUCCCACUGGGCAGUGGCAGGGACCCCGACAUUGGGGCAAACUCAUUACAAAACUACCAACUUAACCCCAACCCCUUCUUCUCCCUCGUAGUGAGGGAGGGUCCUGAUGGGACGAAGCAGCCGGAAUUAGUGCUGGAGAAAAACUUAGAUCGAGAAAAACAGAGAAAUCACCAUUUGAUUCUGACGGCAGUGGAUGGCGGGGAUCCAGUCCGAUCCGGGACCUCUCAGGUUAAGAUUAACGUGACGGACGCAAAUGACAACCCUCCGGUAUUCACCAAAGAGAUAUACAAGGUUCAACUGUUGGAAAACCUGCCAAAUGGCUCCUUAGCAUUUCAGGUGAAAGCUACUGACGUCGACGAAGGUAUAAAUGCAGAAAUUACCUACUCUUUCAGUGACAUCGCAAAGACUGCUCGCCAGCUUUUCACCCUGGACUCCAGGACAGGGGACGUGAAGGUUACAGGUCCAUUAGAUUAUGAAGAAGGGAAAUAUUACGAAAUGACUGUUGAAGGCAAAGACGGGGGCGGGCUGAGUGCUCACGCCAAAGUGCACAUAGACAUUGUAGACGUGAACGACAACGCGCCAACCAUUUCCCUCCUGCCUAUCUUGAACACGAUACCCGAAGACGAGGUCCCGAGCACAGUUGUAGCCGUGAUCAACAUCCGUGACAGAGACUCGGGGGAUAACGGAGAAGUGAGCUGCAACAUCGACGGCGAAUUGCCUUUCAAACUAGAACCGUCAUCCGAGAAGAUGUACAAACUAAUAAUAGCCAGUGCCUUGGACAGAGAAAAGGUCUCCGCUUACAAUGUAACAAUCACUGCCAGGGACCGGGGCAGUCCGGCGCUGUCGAGCCGCACGGCGCUGGUGCUGGAGGUGUCGGACGUGAACGACAACGCGCCGGUGUUCGAGGAGGCUGCCUACAGCGCCUACGUGGCGGAGAACAACGCGGCGGGCGCGCCGGUGCUGCGC
Molecule: messenger RNA, 1242 nt
Organism: Phaethon lepturus (White-tailed tropicbird)
Lineage: Eukaryota; Metazoa; Chordata; Aves; Phaethontiformes; Phaethontidae
Product: protocadherin gamma-B1-like
Exons: 1
Biological process (GO): homophilic cell-cell adhesion
Cellular component (GO): plasma membrane
Molecular function (GO): calcium ion binding
Source: RefSeq, a predicted model, not a curated record